Molecule: messenger RNA, 870 nt
Organism: Haliotis rubra (blacklip abalone)
Lineage: Eukaryota; Metazoa; Mollusca; Gastropoda; Lepetellida; Haliotidae
Exons: 6
Coding region: 28-786 (252 amino acids)
Source: RefSeq, a predicted model, not a curated record
AUAGUGUGGAGAAGGCCAGGUUCUAACAUGGCUCACAUUACGACUGUUGUGUUCGCCAUAGUCAGUACCGCUGCUGUUUAUGGCUGGACACCCCUGGGUAUUGGAGUAGCAUAUGAAGAUUAUGGAUUUGGAAAAAACGUCCUGCUGUGUUACGGUGGAUACGGGGUAACGGAUACGGUGGCCCGUGACUGGGCCGACCGGCUGGUGACUCACUCCGAUCUCAAGGGUCUGGCAGUGGGGAAGGUCUAUGCAGUGAAGGGACCUCAGGAUUCCUUGUACAACGCCAAGGAGAUUUCAAACUCCAAGCUGGUACAGCACCUGCUGACGCACCAGAGGCCAGGCUUUGUCGCUGUGGUGGCCCAUUCCAGUGGAGCGUUUGUAGCCAAUGAAUUCUUCAGUCAGCUGGCAGCCAAUGACAUAAACAGACAGUUUGAUCAGAAAAUAUUUUACUACAAUUUGGAUGGUGCUGGAGGACCUUAUGGUAAUGCCCUAUCUAUGUUGAGAAAGGAAUAUUUUGUGUAUGCAAGGAUGGGAUCUGUGUUCUCCAUGAAUGCCAAUUCGAUGAAGUCCCAUGGCCGAGGCGAUCAGCUUAUAGAGCUGGACGGGAGUGAAUCCCACUGUCAGAACAGCCGGUGCCUCCACGACGUGAUGAUCAUCCACCACCCCUGGAGCCCCACCUACUUCGACGUGGGCCGCGACUACAGCCUGUUUGCACUGGGAGACAGAGAAGUCCAGUCGGCAUACCUUUCUCACACAGUGUCCCUCCUGUCUGCGAUGAGAGACUGAACUACUAAAUAUACAGUCAAUAAACAACGAUUGAUUACACACGAGUGGUUAUUUAUAAUUCUAAGAUGCUUCGCUAAAAGAUCA